AUGGAGCGGGGUCCGUUCAGACGAGUGGCUAAGCUCUACAAGAACCCGCUCUACGUGACCGACGCCCAAGACCUGGCGACUCGUCGCAAGGCAGACAAAGCUGAGCGGCAGAGGCAAGCAGCACGUGCUGCGCGAUUCGGCGAAUCGAACGGCGAUGCGUUCAAGGAGGACGAUGACGCGGAGGAUGAUGUCGGAGUGGAUAACGCGCCCAAUGAAGCUGCUGAAGAGGCCACAGCUGUUCCUUUUGCCUAUGCGCCCACAGAGAGCUUGCAAGCUCCCACUACAGAUCGGCUCUCGACGUCUGAUGAUCUCAGAACGAGUGCACUCUCCCUGCGUUCAGACUCUUUCAAGACCGCUUCGACCGGUCUCAUCUUUGACUGGCUGAACGAACUUCUGCCUGCAUUGCCCUCAGGCAAACACCGAGGCGGCAAAGCGAUCGGUCUGGAAUGGAUCGCAGACGACGCCAUCAAUGUCGUCUUUGCGGACUCUACAGAGGCUGCCAACGCGCUCGUCAGGCUGACUGCCGGUCAAUCACCUGGCGCAAAUCAGGAGGAUGAGCUGCACGAGAUUCUCAAAUCGCUCGAGAGCGUCAGCGACAUGUAUGAAACGACGCCAGAAGAGGAGUUGGCCCUUUUGACGUCAUCUAGAUUGGCUCGACCGCUGCGCGCAAUGUCCACAGGAUCGACAACUGUGACAUCAGACGAGGCCAAGCUAGCAAGAGACAAACGUCUCGACUCAGCUGAUCAAGACGCAAUCGCUGUUGAUGCUCCCACGGGAACUGAUGAUGAUACUGCAAGUCCGCUGAAUCGAGCAGUGUUUGCUCGAUUCGCUACCCUGCACGAUGUCAAAGCGAAUGUCAACCGAAAAUCGGAAUGGCAUCGACGCGAAGGCAAUCGCGCGGGCAAAGACGGCUUUGCAACAGCUCAUGUCGUCGGGGACGAAAUCAUCGAGCAGGACGACGCUCCUCCGCCUGCCCGGGGUACUAUACUCGUUGCUCAAGAGACUUCCGAUGGCAGGAGGCCGAUAGCACGCUUGCCGAGACACUUUGUUGCGAGCGUCGAGCAAGCGUCUCGCAUGGACGCCGUCAUGGCCUCUUCCGAAUUUGGCAAGAGGAUUUCGACAGCACUCGAGAGCAGAGUCUACUACGAGCCGAUGGGCAGGACGAGUUCGCAACGUGUCACAAAGCAUAGUCUCGAUGAUGAGCUGGAUGCAUGGAAAGCUUCGCAGGGAGCGCCGGUCGGAGAAACGAAGCAGAGCAAGCGCAAACGGUCAGAUUCUCCAGAGGACGACAAACCGGAAGAUAUCGAGAUGCGGCCCAUGCGACCGCUGGCCCGACGCGUCAAAGUCAGUCUCGACGGCGGCGCGCUGGCGAAUCGUGUAGGACCAAUGGCGGCGCUGCUCAAAGCAAACGCAGCGAGACUGCCAAAAGCUCCCAAGAUGGAGGAUGUAGAGAGCGAGGCCAAGUAG
Messenger RNA from Mixia osmundae IAM 14324, 1467 nucleotides. RefSeq lists its product as uncharacterized. The transcript has 2 exons. The record is from RefSeq and is a predicted model, not a curated record. NCBI's taxonomy places the organism in Eukaryota, Fungi, Basidiomycota, Mixiomycetes, Mixiales, Mixiaceae. Bases 1 to 1467 code for a protein of 488 amino acids.